This is a messenger RNA of Mizuhopecten yessoensis (Yesso scallop), 6051 nucleotides long. RefSeq lists its product as uncharacterized. Bases 110 to 1735 code for a protein of 541 amino acids. Lineage: Eukaryota; Metazoa; Mollusca; Bivalvia; Pectinida; Pectinidae. The transcript has 13 exons. The record is from RefSeq and is a predicted model, not a curated record.
UGUGUGUAAAAUGGCGACUGAAACCAAUCAACAGGUGUAAACAAAUUUUCCCAGGUGUUUUUAUAAUGGAAAAUGACGAAAAUAUUGCGUGAAACAAGGAAGAAGAAACAUGUCACUCUCUGCAACUAAUAGAAAGUCGUAUUGGACAGAUCAAAGAGACAGUUUAAACAGGAUCCGUUCAAGAUUAAGUGAUAGAGACUCGCCUAAGCGCCUUCGUGAGUCCCCUGUAGGCCAAAGAGACCAUUCUCCAUAUGGGAAGUACAGAAAGCCUACAUCUCCUGCCUACUUACCCAGGCUUGAACGUCACGAUCGGACGCCUGAAGGGUACAGAGAUGACCACGUCAGGGGGGGCCAAUAUGGAGUUGUCCCCCCUGUACAUCGUCGUGAGAAAAACAAAAGCCCGGCAGUAGACUAUGACAGCUGGGGUGAGGAGAGUGACGAAGAAGAAGACCACCAUCAGCAGCCUCAGUAUUAUAUGCCCCAGCCACUUCCCUACGGUUACCCCACCUAUGUGCCCCCUGGAGGUCCCCAACCUGUCGUGUUUGGACCCCCUUUUCCCAUGUACUACCCCCCACCCCCGCAAUAUCGUGGGAAAAACAGACGCAGUAAAGACAAAAGGCGACACAAAUCACCAGACCAAAACAGAUCAUAUAGGAAUGAUCCCCCCCUUCACCAUUCUAUACCAGGACAGGAUAUCUACGGAACAUAUCCCCGGGAACCGUCAGUCAAGGAUGACGUUCUCAAAAGAUAUAGGUAUAUUCACCCGCGAGAUAGUCCGUUUACUCCCCCGGCUGGGGAGACACUAGUGGAGCAACGAUACAGAGGAGAUAUUGAUUCGUUGAUGUAUUUUCACUUCACUGACCACCCCUUGUUUGCGGAGGACACGGUUGAUUGGUUGACUAAUGACUUACUAGAAGAUAUUAUCCCUGAUCUGCUCAUUGAGACUUUUACUGAUAUUUCUAAAUCGACACCUAGUCAUCCGCUCCAUGGCGUGUCAGGAACUCUCGCGGAGGAGAUCGGCAGCGAGGUUGUUCAGGAGGAGAUCGAGGCUGUUGUGAAGGAAGCUGUCAAUGACAUGGUCAAUGAUCACAUGGGCAGUAAGAGUGGAGAGGAUUGGCUGGCAGCCAUCAUCAAUGACCGGAUAGCCAACAGUGUGUUUGAUGACCUACUUGAUGGUCACAUCGACAAUAUAAAAGAUGAACUGAUUACGGCCAUCAUCCAGGAAGUUGUGAUAGAGGGCUACUUGGAAGAUGAGAUCAUUGAGGUAGAAGUGGAAGAGGAGUCCGCAGAGAUUGCACAUGACAUUCUAAACCGCUUUGACUCAAAACUCAUGAGGAAAGAACUGAAAGAGGUAUCUAAGAAGGCCAACGAGAAAUUGAUGGAUCAGUUUAUUGUUGAACAACUUUUGUUGUUGGUGGCAAAGCAAGGCAAAGUAUGGGGUGAAAAUGACCACUACAACAAAAUCAUGGAUGAUUUUAUCCUCACUCGGCUGCUUGAACAGUAUUACUUCGUCAGGGACGAGAGAAACAAGACGUUAGCGUCUAAACCCAUGAGGAAGUUACACGAGAAAGCUGUUUCUGCUGUGGCCUUAGAUGUGCUGUUACAACAAAUGCAUCAAUCCCUUGACGAGGACCUGGCUGAUGUUGACGAAUAUGAACGAGGAGUUGAUGGCAAUCAGUCGGCUCCAGCUACCCCCAUCAUACCUGCCCCAUCAACGAGAAUACCUCUCAGCUGAUGUAACCGUAAUAUUUAUGGAAAUUGACAGAAGCCUCAAAAGAUGGUGCUAUUGUAGUCUAUGUACACUACAAUCUGCAAAAGCCUCGAAAGACGGUGUUCGGGGCACAUAAAUGACAUUGCCUAAAAGAUUUGGGCCCGUAUUCAUGAAACCGUUGUCAUGCUGAAGCAAGGAUUUCCUAUUUCAGUCAUGAAGUAAUACACUGUUAAAAAUCUUAUUUUGUCAAUGACUAAGAUGUUCUUUUAAAGAGAUUUAAAGCCGAAUUCUGAUUUCAAUGUUUGCAUUUGGCUUUUUGAUUGUUUGACAUGAUUAUAGUGAGUUACAGGAAAGUUGGUGUGAACACAGAAUCCAUAUGUAAGCAUAGGAGUGGUUUCCUGAAUAAGGGCCCUGAUUGUAUAAGACUUUACACACAUUUAGUUCAAAGACAUUUCCAAGCGAAGGGAACAUUGCUCACUAGUUCAGAAAAUGUUUCUAGUGUAAUAUCAAUACCGCAUAACGGUAAAUUUUCAAAGUUUAAUUCUUGCUUUUUUCACCCUCUAUCAGCAAAUAAUAAAUAAACAAUAUAAUAUACAAACUAAUCAAAGGUUCAGGGUGAAUUCAAGACUGGUCAAAAAUUGCUUUUAUGGACGAAGGCCGGGAGUUUUACUGGACAAAAUUUUCCGCGUACACAGUUCUGCAGUUGGGUACUGUAAAAGCAUAUUUCGUUGGGGAUUUAAUUUCGUUUAUGUUGUGGUUUUAUAAAAAUUACGAAAUAUAUAAUCCCAAUGAAAUUUUAAACACAUGAAAUAUAAACUUAACAAAAAUAUUAAAUAAAGUAUAGAUUCUAUUACCAAUCCAUGGUGUGUUUACAUUUAGACUCUUUGUAUAUAAGCUACUGAGCAAAUUUUAAAUGAUACCCAUCAUAUGAGUAAAUUUAGCCCAAAGCUUCUUGUACUAAAUUUACCUGCAUGGUGUCGUCACAUGCCUGCCAAUUUGAACUUCAUACCUACCAAAAAAAAAUAGAAGGUUUUGAAAUAUUGAUUCCAUGAAAAUAAUCCCAACAAAUUUGUUCUCAUACAUAAACAAACGAAAAUAUAUGCUUGAAGAGGAUGGAAAGAAAUCUGAAAUUUUUUGUUCCUUUUGCUGAACAAAUUAAAUGAAACCAUGACAGAUUUUUAUAUAUCUUUAAUAUGGAUGAAGGGCAGGUUUAGUUUCCUGCUAUAAAGUUUAUCAUUUACUUUAUAACUUGUCUGUCUUUCGUUGGUAAAAUAUCCGUCCACCAGUUAUGCUAAUUUUGUCUUCCAUAAACAUGAAGGAAAUGUUGUAGAUUGUUGUGAUAGAUCCAGAUACCAGUACUGCCUUAUUUAUUAACUCAUUCACCCCUGAAAUUUCAUAAUGAACUAUUUCAACCUUUGAAUUGGAAGAGUUCAAAUGUGUCUUCAGGGGUGAAUGAGUUAACUACCUAUAUAUAUCGUUACUGUUCACUGUACUAGGUCUUGUCAUUUAAAUCUUCAAAACAUCACCAUUAUCAUUAUUGAUAUUAUUCAUCCUGUAUUUAUUUUGACCAAAGUUUGAGUGUAGAAAGAAGGAUAAUACCCUGCUUUAUGCAUUUUGAACGAUUAUUAUAUGAAGUUAAAUAGCAUUUUGACAUAAUGUCUCUGUCUCCUUGUGUGAUGAUUACCUGCAUCUGUGGACAAAACCUGAAUUGAAGCCUCUGCAAACGGUUGGACCAGAGUUGUUCAUUUAUGAAAUAAGGUCAGAACUAGUAAUAAACAACACAAUAUACAUAGACAUUUGAUGUGAAGGGUGAAAAUUGGGUUCAAUGUCGAAGGGCAAAAGUUUUCCUUGUACAGGUAUACAGUGUCUCUUUAAACUCAAUCUAAGCCCGUAAUUUGAAUAAUUACCUUUUCAGAUUUUAACUGCUACAACAUAUUCUAUUAGAUACCCUAUCAAGUUCUAUACACUCCAGUAUUACAUUACGAGAGAAGUAAAAUACAGGUGGUUGUACAAUCGUAAGAAAAGUGUUAAAUACGGACUGGGAUAAGGCUUAUUUCUUAGCUGAUGAUCUGCUACAGUUUAUGUGUGAGGAAUAACCACAAAUAUGUUGAGACCACAAAGCAUUCAAGUUUUGCACUAGUAUGCGCAUUAUUUUGGUAUAAUUACUGUAUAACUUUAGAUAAUAAUCCUCAUUAUACCUUAUACUUGAAUUAGAAAGAGAUACAACUGUUUUAAAAGUAAAUUUAUGUGUUUUAAAUAAUUAUCAAUUUCUGCUAAAAACAAAUAUUUUUCAUAAAACACAACAUUGUUCUUGAAUUUUAUGCCAAGCAACUUAAAUUAAUCAGAACGUAGAAUUAUAAAUAUUGAACUAAUUUUUUUUGCAGUAUUUGAUGUAUCUCUUUUGAUAUUGUCUUUUUCUUUUAGGUUUUACAAUAAAAUUUCAUCUAUCAUUGGGCAAAACCUUUUCACCACUGUAGACCAUAAUGGACUUAUCCAGAUUAAUACAAGGUAGAGUUUACUAAAGUAACAUAGGGGUGAAAAGGUAAAGUUAUUAUGGAGUACCCUGGAUAUCUGUAAAAACAGGGUUUUGCGUCGGGAGAAGAUGACUAUUGAGCUUAUAGAAAUAUAAUUAUGUAUUUAUCCGUCCACCAUAGAACACUUGUGUAUAGGGGUACAUUAUUUGUAAAUAGAAUCACAGGGGUCAGACACCAUAGAUAUAAUUAGUUGUAAGAAUAUUUCUAUAAACAUUAUACUCCUACAGCUAUUAAAUCAUUGUAUCUAGCCCCUGUGUGUGAGGUUGCUUUUGAUGUUGAUAUUUUAUUUACAUAUUUAAUAGAUUUUUGUUAAUUACUUUGUGUGUUCUUUAAACUUUUGCUUUAAUUUUGGGUUAUUUACCCUUUAAUUAAUAUAUGUAUCUGUAUCCUCACAUGUAAAUACAAUUAUGUAAACAGGCACAAAAAUUGAUUAUACAUAUAGUUUCACAACCAUUAUAGACUGCAUUUAAACAUAUCUGUUAGAAAUCACUUCAAGAGGCUAUAAUUGCAGCGAAAUUGAUGUAACCUUAACUACAGAUCUGGUACUCUAGAUAACAGAAUGGCAUUCCAGAUUUCUAUAACAAUUCCAUAUAUUUGUAUACAUGAGUUAGAAAAUCUGUCUCUAGUCUUCAUUCAAUUGCUGACUGUUAAAGUAUCCUAAUUAGGUAUCUUCAAUUCUAACAAGAACAUUUCAAUAUUUUUGAACCUAGGCUGUUAAAAUCUGCAAACCAUACUUACAGAAAAUAAAGCAAGUAAAUUCUGAAAAUGGUGGAAUAUAAAUCCCCUGCAAAAUAUAUUUAAAGCUUUUUAUAGUAAUUUAAUUUAGGGAGAAAACUGUAAUUUGAAGUUGUAAUUAAAAAGGUAGGAUAUAACCUAAAGUUCCAUGUAAAAAUGCUGGUUUCAUUAAUCUGGAAAAUUUGACAUAUUUUAAAGGGAGAUAACUCUAAUGAAAUUAAAGCUAUAAUAAAAAAAGUUAGCAUAGAACCUUAAAUACCCGGUUAUUAUUAAUUUAGAAUUUCUUUGUCUGAUUUGGUUUUUCUUCAUUUAAGGAUCAAAGUCUGAAUGAUAGUGGAUUUUUUAUAGGUAGGGAUUUAGUUUUUGAAGGUCAAGUGUUCCAUCCCUUCACCAUUUACAAACUUCCAUGAAAAAGUAUCUUAUUAUGGCCACUGGGUUCUUUUUAUUAAGAAGUCUGGAAGGUUCUGCAAUCAUCCUCAUUUUCUAAUUGUUUUUAGAGACCAGGUUUUUUAUUUGAUAAUUUGAAACUUUUAACAUUCUGGAGUCAUUGUACAUUUUGUAAUACAUGUAUACACAUAAAUACUAUAACUGUCCACUUUUGUUGUCAUGAAAUGAAUGUAUCAUAGACAGUCACUAUAUCUAAAACAUCACAGUACUGUAUAUAUACAUUAGAUAUUGUAUAUACACAGUACUCUGAUGUUUUUGAGUUUCUAAAGUUUCUAGUCUGAAGCAAUGUAUAAUUCUUCACAGUAAUGAUAGUCCAUUUCUUCCUCAAUUGUUUUCUUUUUAGAAUUAUUAAACAUUCACGCUGUAAUGAUUCAGAUGAGUAAUUCAUAUGAUGAACUUUUUAAGAAUGGUUUACUUGUCAUGAAUUAUUGUCCAACUGACAUUGUAUUUACACCUUUUGCCAAAGUGUUGAUGAAAUUUAUUAAAUUUUAAUGUUAAAAAUGUUGCUAAAAUUUCUCUUCCAUGAACCAAUGUCAAACUUGUCCUGUUUUCAGAACAAUGGUCAAAAUAAAAUACAUUUUGUCAAAUUAUACUGUAUAUUAAAAAUAUAUAAAAUCCUUACUG